CCCAUACGGUUUACCUUCGUUCUUGUGUCUUCUUCCUCGACUCGAAAACACACAGGCACUCCGAACAGUACGCAGGCAGAGACAGGCGGCGGCGGAGGCAGGAUCAGGUUCCUCGCGGCCGGCGUUAAGUAGGGCGGCCGCCUUACCUCGUACUACUGGUAGGUCCUCCACGGAGCCGCUGGAAGGAGGCUUUGCGGCGAUGGACCGGGUCGGCGGCGGCGAGAAGCAGCUGGAGGAUUGCACAGUGGCCAAUGCUCUAGGAACUUGGUUCUUCUCAGUUGCGGGUGCUCUUGUUGCUAUUCCUGUGGGCAUAAAGAGGAAAUCCUUAGCUCCACUGGUCUUCUUUGGAACCACAGGAACCAUGCUGGACAUUAUCACGGGCAUUAGCCAGUGUGAGCGAGAGCAUGCUGAGCGGCAAAUGAAGCUUUUGGAAGCCCAGAAACUUUCGACCGAUGCUUCAGCUGGGGGUGAAAGCUCUGAUUCCUUUGGCAGUGCUGAUAAGUGAAAUACUUCUCUUGCAUUUCCUAUUGAUUAGGGUUCUUGCUCAGAUGCAAAUUUUACACCUUUUAAUUUCUGAAUAUACCAUUCCUACUCCCCUUAUAACGUGUAAUUGUGUAUUUGAGCAACGAUCAGUUGUUUUCGCCUCAUCAGUACGUGUCAACUGCUAGUAGCCUAGUAGGGAUUAGGCAACGAUGGGUGCGCUACUUUGUGUUUGUGUUCAAUGCUGAGAUUAAACACAGAUACUGGAGGUGUCACGGCCCCAAGGUAUAAGAGAUGCUGAGACUGCAUGACUUAUUGACUUGGUGUAAUCUGUAAGCUCUAUGUGAUGAAGCACAGAUGUUGAGUUUCAUCCCAUACUCCCAUCCCUCGGAUACACGAGGUUGUAUCCACUGUUUUUUUAAUAAUGUCAAUUGAUGAAAAUAUAGCAGGGUUCAA
Sorghum bicolor (sorghum) is the source of this 936-nucleotide messenger RNA. RefSeq lists its product as uncharacterized. Bases 200 to 505 code for a protein of 101 amino acids. The transcript has 2 exons. The record is from RefSeq and is a predicted model, not a curated record. Lineage: Eukaryota; Viridiplantae; Streptophyta; Magnoliopsida; Poales; Poaceae.